Rhopalosiphum maidis (corn leaf aphid) is the source of this 650-nucleotide messenger RNA. RefSeq names its product protein transport protein Sec61 subunit gamma. Gene Ontology annotation, biological process: post-translational protein targeting to membrane, translocation; protein targeting. Gene Ontology annotation, cellular component: membrane; Ssh1 translocon complex. Bases 180 to 386 code for a protein of 68 amino acids. The transcript is spliced from 4 exons. Gene Ontology annotation, molecular function: transmembrane protein transporter activity. The record is from RefSeq and is a predicted model, not a curated record. Lineage: Eukaryota; Metazoa; Arthropoda; Insecta; Hemiptera; Aphididae.
UCAAAACGUGUCACUACUCAUUAAUAAGUAAUAUCCAACGAGUAAUGUGGAACGAUCAACGUAGCACAUAUUACAUUGUAAACUCUUCGUAAAACGACCCCAUUUAUUCACAUUUCACUUCUCGAACUCUCUUCGGUACUGUCACUCGCCGUUCUCAUAAAGUACACGCAGAAAAAAAUAUGGAUCAAGUUACAAAAGUGUUGGAACCCGGACGUCAGUUUUCCAAAGACUCAGUUAGACUGGUAAAAAGAUGUACUAAACCUGACCGAAAAGAGUUUCAAAAAAUUGCAAUUGCUACGGCCAUUGGUUUUUGCAUUAUGGGUUUCAUCGGUUUCUUUGUUAAACUUAUUCACAUACCCAUCAACAAUAUCAUUGUAGGAUCAUGAAGUAUUAACAAUUCAACUUCUCUAUUUCCUGAAAACAACCUUUUUUGAUGAUAAUAUGUGUAUAGUUCACAAUUUUGUUUUUAUACUGUGUAUUAAGUAUUUGUGAACAUCAUUUGUGUUUCCCUUGUUCAUUUUAGUACAUAGAAUUUAUAUAUUUAUUUAAUGUUUCUAAAUAUGAAUUUUAGCAUAAUUUAUAAUAAUGUGUAAUUGGCAUGUAAAAAUAAAAUACUUUAUUAUGAACAAUAAAAUUUAAAAAAAAAAACA